Messenger RNA from Colletotrichum fioriniae, 1920 nucleotides. RefSeq lists its product as uncharacterized. Lineage: Eukaryota; Fungi; Ascomycota; Sordariomycetes; Glomerellales; Glomerellaceae. The record is from RefSeq and is a predicted model, not a curated record. Gene Ontology annotation, biological process: DNA-templated transcription. Gene Ontology annotation, molecular function: zinc ion binding; DNA binding.
AUGGUAACGCAGGGAUACCUGUCCGAGCUGCAACAAAAGGUGGCCCGUUUGGAGCGCGCACAAGCAAGAGCAUUAGUGGAAGAAAGCUUGAGGCACGCCGAUGGCGAUGAUGGUGCCGUCGCGUGUCGUGAAGGUACGAUCUCCUCGGCUUAUGACGAGACAGGUGGAAUCUCACCACCUGGCGAUGGAGACGGACCAGACUUGACGAACCCUCUUACUGCCACGCCAUCCCGAUUCUGCAUGUCUGAAUCCAACGGACAACCCUACUUCCUUGGCUCCUCAUCAAACUGGUCUUUCUCUCGCCAGGUCUUAAGCGUCACACACGAACACGUCUGCCAGUCCCCCCUGCCGACAAACAGCCUCCUCUUCGACGGUUUCGCCUACGACCUCGGCUGGGACGGCUCCAGAACGACGCAGAUGCUGGACAACAGACUCAUACCGAGUCACGACUACGCCAUCUUCCUCAUCAACGCGGUCAAGUUCCACUGUGGGCAAAUGUUCCACCUCUUUGAGGAAGAAGAAUUCAUGUUCCACAUGCAGACGUUUUACGCCAAAUCCUCGACUGAUCGGGCGGAGGAGAACAGCCUAUGGUAUAUACACUUCCUCGUGAUCCUGGCUUUUGGUAAGAGCCUCAUCCAGAGAAAGACGCAGGGGAACAACAGGCCGGCGGGGGCGGACUUCUUCGUGCGAGCGCUGCAGCUUCUUCCUGAUGUGACGGCGCUGUGCAAGGAGCCUAUCAUGUCGACGGAGAUUCUGUGCUCGAUGGCGUGGUAUUAUCAAGCGCUGGACUUUCGACACGCUGCGCACAACUUUAUCGGGCAAGCCAAAAGCGUGGCGAUGAACCACGGGAUGCACACGGACAUGCCAGUAAUGGACUUAGGUCCGGGCUUAGUUCAACGAUGUCGCAAGAUCUGGUGGACGGUCUACGUUCUCGACCGGCAGAUGACCUCCCUGAUGGGGUUGCCCCAGUCGACCCUGGACGAGGGCGUCUUUUGCCAGCUCCCGUCCUAUCCUGGUUCCCUUCACCGCACCACCGCACUGAGCAUGCAGAUCAAGUUUGCUCGAAUCAUCGCAGAAAUCAGCAGCACCGUCUACGGCGCGAAAGGCCGCCUCAACAAGAAAUUCGUCCUAAGUACGAAGGCGGUGCUGCAAAGCAUCGUUGCUGUGGCCGACGAGCUGCGUACUUCAUUUCCGUUAUUUGCAGAUGAGCGUUUCGACGGCAUUUCGAGACUUUCUGCCCACUUGCAUCUCCUUUACUACCAGAGAUUCAACUCUCCGCUCGAGGCGGACUCGUUGAUGGCAUCGCCAAAAGUUCGGAACCCGCUUCAGAUGUGUGCGGAGUCUGGCAUCCAGAUUUUAAACAUCCUCGACCGCCUGAGAGCGCAGGGACUUCUUGAAACAUUCCUCCCGCUAGAUCUAGACUCUCUCUUCGUAUCAACAGUCGCCCUACUCGUCGCCCGUGGUGUCGACUCGCGCCUUAUAGAGAGCCAAGUUCCCUGGCUCGAUAAGUCGCACGCCAUUGUCGAAGAAAUGGUAGUCAGCGGCAACCUCAUCGCCGAGUUCAGGAAGAACGAGAUGCAGAAAUUGGAGGAAAUGCUUCUCGAGUUCGACGUUACUCGGCCGCGGCUAUUGGCCGACUCAACGACUGUUAUCGCACAGCAGCAGCAACAGCCAAUACCACAACCAGACUGGCAACAACAGACAGACGCACCAACCACUCUCCCACCGGCCCCUCUGCCGGCGGAGACGAGAUUGCCACUGGGUCAAGAGACAAUGCUGCCGGUGUACAGAGAGUUGAGCAAAGACAGCAGCAGUCAGGCGGAGGACCUAACGACGCAGCAAAUUAUAGACGUCGUUAACUCAAUGGAGUGGGAAGACAAUGAGUGGAUGUCAUUCACAAUGGUCCAGGAUGAAGCAUGA